This is a messenger RNA of Eupeodes corollae, 3791 nucleotides long. It is a transcript of the gene Oseg1, whose product is annotated as intraflagellar transport protein 122 homolog. Lineage: Eukaryota; Metazoa; Arthropoda; Insecta; Diptera; Syrphidae. The transcript is spliced from 15 exons. Gene Ontology annotation, cellular component: intraciliary transport particle A; non-motile cilium. The record is from RefSeq and is a predicted model, not a curated record. The coding region runs from base 188 to 3697 and encodes 1169 amino acids. Gene Ontology annotation, molecular function: protein binding. Gene Ontology annotation, biological process: intraciliary retrograde transport; protein localization to cilium; non-motile cilium assembly.
UCAUUUUAAAUGUUUUUGUUACCAAAGCAACAUGACAGCUCCAUCAAAUUAUAAACAAAUGAUUCAAGAAACCAAAAAACUAAAAACUAGUUAAACCAACAAGAAAGUAACCUACCUACCCACAAUUCAGAAAGAAAAUGUUAAAUUAAAUAAAUAAAUACAUUUUUUGAAUUUGUGCUAUUAAAAAAUGAGGGGUGUUCUUAAGUGGGUUGAAAAAAUUAACUUACCCAAUUCUAAAGAUGAUGAUAUUAGUGUACAUGCAGUAUGUUAUCAUCCGGAAGGUCAUCACUUAGUUGUGGCAGCUGGGGAUCGGGUUUUAAUUUACGAUCCAAUUGAUGGAAGUGUUUUGAAUACACUUAAAGCUCACAAGGACACUGUACAUUGUAUUGCCUAUGCCAAAGAUGGGAAGAAAUUCGCUACUGGUGGUGCAGAUAAAUCGGUUAUUAUAUGGACUAAUAAGCUGGAGGGUCUUUUGAAGUAUUCACAUGGUGACGCCAUUCAAUGCCUUUCAUUUAACCCUGUGUCUCAUCAUUUGGCUUCAUGUUCCACUUCCGACUUCGCUUAUUGGUCAUCAGAACAAAAGGCGGUUCAGAAAAAUAAAGUUUCUUAUCGAAUAAAUUCCUGCGCGUGGACAAACGAUGGACAAUAUUUAGUUCUCGGUCUAAGCAAUGGAACCAUAUCAAUUCGGAAUAAGUCUGGAGAAGAAAAAUCUCGUAUUGAACGUCCUGGAGGCUCAAGCAGUGCCAUAUUUGGUGUUCAAUGUAGUCCAGCAGCGAAUUCGAGCAGCAUAGACACAAUUGCUGUUGCAGAUUGGAAUCAAACUCUGUCGUUUCACACUCUUGGGGGUCAGAUGAUUGGCAAAGAACGUGCCCUGGGAUUUGAUCCGCUCUGUCUGACAUAUUUCCCAAAUGGAGAAAAUCUCAUUGUGAGUGGGUGUUGUCGCUCGUUGCAGAUAUUUACAAAAGAAGGCAUUCGAUUGGGAACUCUAGGAGAUGCAUUUGAUUCGUGGAUCUGGUCGGUGGCCCUGCAUCCUAGUGGAUUCGCUUAUGCAGUUGGAUGUCAAGAUGGAACUUUGGCAUGCUAUAGCAUAGCAUCGAGUACAGUUCAUGCUUUGUAUCGUGAUCGAUAUGCAUUCCGUGAAAAUAUGUGCGACGUGAUAAUACAACAUUUGAUAUCAAAUUCAAAAGUUCGCAUCAAAUGCCGAGACCUGGUGCAGAAAAUAGCCAUCUAUAGAAAUCGCUUGGCUGUGCAAUUACCGGAACGAAUUGUUCUUUACGAAUUGAGUUCGGCAGAGGAUCAACCGAUGCACUAUAAGGUUAAAGAAAAGAUCCAAAAACGAUUUGAGUGUAGUCUUUUGGUGGUUUGUGCUCGUCAUAUAGUUUUGUGCCAGGAAAAACGAUUGCAAAGUCUUGAUUUUGAAGGGGUUCUCCAGCGAGAGUGGCUUAUGGACAGUUUUAUUAGGUAUAUCAAAGUAACUGGUGGUCCUGUUGGAAGAGAGGGUCUUGUUAUUGGUCUAAAAAGUGGACAGGUGUUUAGAAUAUUCCUUGACAAUGCUCUGCCAAUCUUGAUAACAACUGUUAUGUCAGCAGUGCGAUGCUUAGAUUUGAAUGCUGCACGUAGUCGCAUUGCCGUUGUGGACGAUGCUGGGAGAUUGGUUGUGCGAGAUGUGGUCAAUGACACAAUGCUUUACCAGGAUUCUGGCGUCAAUUCUGUUGCAUGGAAUACCCACUUAGAUACAAUGCUCUGUUACACUCAUACCACAGGAGGCUUAAGUGUUCGAGUCGGAAAUUUACCACCUCGUAGUCCACAGAAUAUGAUCGGUGUUGUUGUUGGAUUGUGUGGAGCAACAGCAUUUUGUUUGCGUGGUAAUUUAAUGCACAACAUUCCAUUGGCUUUAGGCGCAACCAUGUGGCAGUUUAUUGAGGCUGGAUUUUUCGAUGAGGCGUAUCAAGUUGCAUGCCUGGGGGUAACUACAGCCGAUUGGGAGAGUUUGGCUCAGGCAGCUCUAGAAUCUCUUCACCUCAACAUUGCAAAAGAUGCUUAUGUUAAAGUGCGAAAUCUUCCCUGGUUGCAAUUGAUUCAUAGUUUAAUGGAGAAACAAAAGCGUUCUGAGGUUCCCAAAGAAGUCUUACAGGCGGAGAAUUUUGCUUUUGCCGGAAAAUUCCGAGAAGCUGCUCGACUUUAUCAGAAGUGUGGGCAAAAUGAUCGUGCUUUAAUUAUGUACAGUGACCUGAGAAUGUUCGACUUAGCGCAAGAGUAUCUCAAAGACGGGGACGAAGAAGCGAAACGAGAAUUAAUACGUAAACGCGCUGAAUGGGCUUGUUCAGUACACGAACCAAGGGCUGCAGCAGAGUUACUUUUAUCGGCUGGAGAAAAUGAUAGAGCCAUUGAGAUUGUAUCACAACAGGGAUGGGCAGAUGUGCUUUACGAUAUUGGACGGCGAUUGAGUUUGAAUGAAAGGAGCUCCUUAGAGCUAGUGGCAUCACAUUUAAAACGUCUGAAAGCUCUACCUUUAGCCGCUGAAGUUUACAAGAAAUUAGGCGAUGAAUCACAAGUCAUUCAAUUGCAUGUCGAAGCCAGAGAUUGGUAUGAAGCAUUUCGAUUGGCUGAAAACGUACCUGAAAUUUUACCAUCUGUGCAUUUUCAACAUGCACAAUGGCUAGCUGAGUCCGAUCAAUUUAUAGAAGCUCAUGAGGCCUACCUCAAAGCUGGUAGAAGUAAGGAUGCAAAUCGACUUCUGAAAAGUCUGAGUUCUUCGGCUAUUGCAGAAGAGCGUUUUUUGGAUGCUAGCUAUUUCAAUUGGCUAAUGGCAAAGCAGCUUUUAGAUACAUACAUUUCAAAAGCGGAACAAUCUCCAAUGGAUCAUGAUUAUAAAGAGUACAAAAAUAAUUUGCGUAUUGCAAAAAUUUACUUUGCCUACAGCAUUAUACACAGUUACCUUAAAGAACCAUUUACAAGUUAUUCGCCGGUUAGCUUAUUUAAUGUCAGUCGAUACAUUGUCAAUGAAAUAGAACACAAGGGGGCUCCAAAGGGCAUAAGUAUGUUUGCACUCUAUUAUACACUCUCGAAGCAAGCAAAACUUUUGGAUGCCAACAAACUAUGUCUACAGGUUAACAAAAAGCUUCAAACCCUUAAACCUCCUGCAGGAAUUCAGGAGCAGAUUGAUAUCAACUAUUUAAGUAGUAAAGCUUGCAAAGGAGGAUUCAACGAUCCUGAGGAACUGCUGCCACUUUGCUACAAGUGUUCCAAUUAUAGUGCUCAUUUAAAUGGCAACAGUUGUGCAUCUUGCAAACAAGAUUACAUAUUUUCCUUUGUGUCUUUUGAAAUACUACCAUUAGUUCAAUUUAAUCCGGAGAUAGAUAUAAUGGACAUCGAAGCUGAAAGGCUUCUUAUAGCUCCACCAAAAUCACCCGAUGAUAUUGAUCCUUUUUCUGAAGAUGUUGCUGGUGCCUUACCUUUAAGCCUUGAUCGAAAUGCUCUUAGAGCAAUGGAUCCAAAUCAUAUUCUAAUUGUUAAACGACGAGAAAAACAAAUGAAGAAUAUUUAUUAUAGAAAUAUUUUACCGGAUUUACAAGUAACAUUUUGUCCAGAAUGUUUAUUGCUAUUUUAUGCUGAGGAUUUUGAAUUGCAAGUUCUACAAAAGGGUCAUUGUCCAUUUUGCCGCACACCAUCCGAGAAGCUUUUUGAAAGUUAUUAGAUUUUGUUUUUUGUUUGUUAGGUAAAGUUUAUGUAUAUUUUUCUAUUUAAAAAUUUGGUAAUAAACAAAAAUGAAACAUGUGUGCACAACUGAA